AUGUGGUUACGUCACACGUGUGCGACAGCACCUGCUCGGGACCGCAAGCUCACUAGUGAGGCCGUGGUUCUUCCUUGUGAGGUUGAGGCGCCUCCAGAGGCGGCCGAAGCUCGGAGAUUCAUCCUGCUUGACAUUGGGCCAGUGAAGGAGUUCAGUUCCGAGGUUGCGGGUCCUUGCCUGGAGACUCGCGAGUUGGAGAGCGGUCGCGUGCUGUACACGGCGGCCCAAGUGGCUACCGAGCCCGGAGAGCUUCGCGCUUACUCUUCUUGUUCCCUUUCCAGAGAAGAACUCUUUCGGUCAGGGUAGCUUUUUAAAGCUCAGGAGGGAAAGAGAGAAUCACAAUUAAAGAAAUUAUUUCGGCUUUGCAACGUCGGACACUUUAAUAGUAACUGGGGAGCAAUUGCGUUCAGGGAGAUCGAGGACAAGUUUCCUGGCUAGAUCCUGGCAGGUUCCGGUAAGAGUUUUCUGCGGAGGCCACCUUUGGAGGACUAUGUAUUAUUAAUGGAAGAGGGCCCACCACAGCAGUACCACCAUGACAGGGUUAAGAAAUACCAUCACUAGCAUAAUUCAUGGAGCUUAAGUCAAAUUCAAGAAUGGGUAGACCAUGUGAAUUUUAUUCAUAGUGAUAUUUCAAAAGCAAAGGAAGACAUAAAGUCUCUAACAUUUGAUACACUAAGUUAUUUUAGAUGGUUUCUGUGUGUAAAUGAGCUCAGAGAAUGGCUGGUUUGUCUUACAAAACUGAGACAUGGAAUUCUGCUUUCAAAAGUCAGAGCAAACAUCAACACAAAUUUACAGUUACAUUCUCAAAAGGAAAUUGGAGUUGGAAAUGAAGUGUUUCACAAGGAGAGCCAUGAAGAGUCACAUUCUGAUAUUCCACACAGACCAUGCCCUUAUAUUGCUAGACUUGUUCACUGGUAAAGUGGUCACACAUGUCUACUGUUUUCAGAAUAUAUAAUUAAAUGUUUCUUUUAA
Molecule: messenger RNA, 972 nt
Organism: Grammomys surdaster
Lineage: Eukaryota; Metazoa; Chordata; Mammalia; Rodentia; Muridae
Gene: Trmt61b
Product: tRNA methyltransferase 61B
Source: RefSeq, a predicted model, not a curated record